Messenger RNA from Esox lucius (northern pike), 4315 nucleotides. It is a transcript of the gene hcar1-3, whose product is annotated as hydroxycarboxylic acid receptor 1-3. The transcript has 2 exons. Bases 234 to 1232 code for a protein of 332 amino acids. Gene Ontology annotation, molecular function: G protein-coupled receptor activity. The record is from RefSeq and is a predicted model, not a curated record. Gene Ontology annotation, biological process: G protein-coupled receptor signaling pathway. NCBI's taxonomy places the organism in Eukaryota, Metazoa, Chordata, Actinopteri, Esociformes, Esocidae. Gene Ontology annotation, cellular component: membrane.
CAAGACACUCCUUUUAGAACUGAAGACUACAUCUCUUGAGGAAACUAUAGGGUUACAGUCUCUCCCUCUGCUUCUAGGAGGACAGGCAGACUCCAAACAAACAAAAGACACAUUGACCCUAAAUGCAACACUACUGAUAUCUCCGUGGGAUGCUGCAAGAAUAGAUACAGACUGUAUAACAGAGUGUGAAAACACCAACAUUUGAGGUUUCCGGGAAGCACAAAACUUUACCAAUGGCUGAAGUGACUACAGUAGCACUUAAUGACUCUGGCAUCAAACGCUUCCACUGCCUCUCAACUCAGGACCUGGUGGCCAGUGUACUCCCUCCGAUUUUGAUCUUGGAGCUUCUAGUGGGCCUCCCAGGCAAUGUAGUGGCCCUGUGGAUCUUCACCUGUCGUCUGAAGAUAUGGAGGGUCAACACCCUGCUCCUCUUCAACUUAGUCCUGGCAGACUUCCUACUGCUCAUCUGCCUGCCUUUCCGCAUCGACAACCUGUUCCGGGGGGAACACUGGGUGUUCGGCCAGUUAUGGUGCCGGAUCAACCUCUUCAUGCUGGCGGUCAACCGAUCAGCCAGCAUCGCCUUCAUGACCAGCGUCGCCUUCGACCGCUACUUCAAGGUGGUCCACCCUCAUCAUAGGAUCAACCGCAUGACGUCCACUCAGACAGGGUGGUUAGCGUUCGGCAUCUGGGUUAUAGUGAUCUCCCUGCGUAUCCCUCUGCUGUGCACCAACCUCCUCAAGGAGCACGGCAACAAGUCCCUGUGUCGAAGCUUCAGCUCCUACACGAAGCCGCCCCUGGCCAUUCAAAUCCACACCACAGUGUUCAUCUGGGAGUUCUUUGUGCCCCUGGUGCUCCUGCUUUUCUGCUCAGUUAGGAUCGCCUUCAUUCUGCGCCAACGUCAGCUGGACAAGGGGCAGAAGGUGAAGCGGGCCAUCCGGGUAGUCGGCCUUAUCGUGACUGUGUUUGUACUGUGUUUUUUCCCCGGAAUUGCUACAGGACUGGCUUCGGUCUUCAUCAUGAAGUAUAGACCUUAUGACUGUGAUUCUUAUAAUUUAGCAUCUCAGCUCUUCAGCCUGUCCAUUGGAUUCACCUACCUUAACAGUGCCUUGGAUCCAGUCAUUUACUGCUUUUCCAGCUCCAUGUUCCGAAACUCCCUGAAGAGCUCCAUCAACCAGCUGGGCUUUGUGGAAAUGAGGCUUAGUCGACGGGGAAGUAUGACCAGCGAUGGUUGAGGGGCCUAAGGAAGAGCCCCUAACCACUCACCACAGCAAUUUCCUUUUGGAGAAUCUUGAAUCAUGAAAAACGAGUGCAGUUUUUGUUGCCAUCUUAAGUGCCGGUCCAAUUUAGAAAAUGGACCCUUGAUUUAGCUUGAGAGGACCUCAUUGCUGACAUGAAAAACAUAUUCAAAACAUAUCUUUUGAAUUUGGGAGGUUGAGUGUUUUUAAUUUGGGAGGUUGAGUGUUCAUGCCUAACAGGUCUUAUGAUGCAGGUUUUAGCUAAUAACAAUAUACAUGAUAUAAAUCUGUCAGUCAAAAGCAGGGGAGAUAGGCCUCCACUCCUAGACCCUACAAAUGUUUAAGGCUUACCAAAGUACUUCCUUUUUUCUUGUAUACAGAAAAAAAUACCCUCAUUAUCAGUAGGAGUUUUGCAAUCUAUUUGGUCAACAAUUCCACAUGCAUCACCUGAACAGACUAUUUUAAAAAAUCACACAGAAGAUAAUUUAGACUUAAGCGUUAGGACAGAACUCACAACAUAGAGUUAGACGUAGGGCUAGGCAUAACCUAUUAGGUUUAGGCAUUCAUUUAUAGCUAGCCAGCUAAACAAGCAGCAUUGCAAAUGCUAUCUAAAUUUGUUAUCUAAAUUUAUUAAUUCAAGUGACAUUUUGAAAGAAAAGUGAGGCUGGUUAUGGAAACCCUGGAAGUAACAGUGAGGGUAAACAUGUAACACUGCUGUAAAAAAUUAUUAGUAAUUGAGGAUUUCCCAAAGCCAUCCAAAUUAAAGUCAGCAGUAACUUGACUGAAGGUAACAUUCACAAUGUACAAGGUUAGAUGAAUAUAUAUUUGUUGCUGCAUGUUUAUUGCUAGCUAGCUUGAUAGGCACUGUACAGCAACUAACAAUAGCUAAUGCAACAUCAUAGGUUGAAAAAAGGUACAGUCACAAUUUGAAACAUUUUAUUUGAAGAUACAGUACUGAAUGCUUUAAUUGUGUGUGUUACAUACAACCUUUGAUUAAUAAGUAAGAGGUUGUGUUGUUUCAUGAAUAUAGUCACACAAGAUAAUUUGGUUGCCAAUGUUAACCAGUUCUGAACUUGAGGUACUUAAUGAUGGAGGGCUGGAAUGGGCUAGCUUGAAAUGUCACAUCCUGAGGAAACAAUUAGUCAACUGUCUAUCCAGUUUCCAUAUCUACAUAGGGAUGGGUUAGUUAGCAAUCAUGUUAUUGAUGGGAAAUCAAGGCUUUUAUUUUUGCUUGCGUUGAAAAAAGUUUUUAACAUAGUGCACAGUAGUGACAUCUGCUGGUCAGAAGUUAAUAACGGUAAGUAUGUUGGUUACAUAGACAUCUUUAAGACAUUUAAAAUGUGACAGAAAAAGCUAAAAUUAAUUAUAGGAGAAUGAAAAGCAAAAUACAACUUACAACAGUUACGACAUGAGACACAAAGCUCAACAAGGUCCUCUAUUUGUUGAGGGACAAUAAAAAGUACUGUAGGCCAAUCCUAUCCCAAUGUUUGAUUCUGAUUAGGCUACUUCAAAAGUCCUCUCUGUGCAUCCUUGUCCACUCCACUCAUAAUCCUAGCAUUAAAACUGUUUAUUGGCCAUUUGAUAACUGAACAGACAUAUAUGUGGCACUAUAGGACUGGCAAGCCAACCCAUUCAGUACUGGUUAUGGGGGGAUAUAUGAAUCUGAAUGGCACUGACUGUCCCAUUACAACAAGUUGAAGUGGUCAAUAUCCAUUAAUAUGUAAUGUUGUUUAUGGUCAAAUAUUUUAUUUUUCUUUCUUUUAUUUAUAAAUGGUGGAUGAUAUGCAAUUGUUGAGUUUUUCACAAUUUAAGAGGAGGGUCAAGUAUUAGUGCUAUGUGGAGGGAAGGGGGCGUGAUUGUUGUGGAAAAUACUAAAUUCUUCCUGCCAAAAAGAUGCAGACUCAGGAGCUUGUAAAUCCAAAAGACUUUAAUGAAGGAUCAAAAAAGCUGAGUUGGUCUGCCGAACAACUGUCUUCCCAACCUCGGACAAUUUUAUACAGUACCAUCUGGCAUGACGUUACAUUGCCAUAUUUUUAUGCUAAUCCCUUGGGCGGAUCUUCUCUGAUCCGUCACCAUUAUUUCUCAUCUUUCUGGAAUCCACCUAACAAAUAAUUGCUGUUAAAUAUUGGUGGCACAGGUCCUGAAAAACCCAUACAAAUAAUAGAGCCAUUAUGGCCCCUUGAGUUUAAUAUAUUCAAUGGUAGCUUGAUUACUUCCAAUACAAAAUGUAUAAAUUGUAUAUUGAUGAUUACACAGUUUACCAUGAGUUUACCAUAGUGACUAGUUGUACAGUAUGUGUGUGAUUAAGAUAAUUAUACAUUAUUUUCUAUGUGAGUAUACUGCUUUUUUAUGCAAAAUCCCCUAUAUAUUUCAUUUUGGACACCUUCAAAUUGGUCAAUUCCUCGCAUUGUAAAUGACCAUCUGUCCCUUAAGAAAGAAAUCUCAUGACUGUUAAUCAAGUGAAGACAAGCCUGUGGAAUUUUGCAACCAUAAACAACCUUUUUUUGUGUAAAUUGACAUUCCAUUGCUGUGUCUUGACUUGAAUGAUAUAAAACAAAGGUGUAAAACUGUGAUAGGACAAAGAGAUUUCAUUCCUCUUGAAUUGCUUUCAUUUGAAAUAAAACUAUAAUAACCUGAUGUCGUAGAAGGGCCAUGCUGAUUUUCCAAUAUAUUGUCUUAAAAAUAAACCAUCACGUUUAUUGUAGAUACACUGUGCGUAAGCCAUUCAAUCAUGUUUUGGUGUUGUUCAACUCUCUAGUAUUUCAAGAUUUUUGUUUGUAAGUAUUCAUUUGUGAUGUCUUUUAUAUUGCAUCAGUGCUUUCUCAAUAGUUCGAACACAGCAACUGAAGGCACAAAAACAUAGUUCAGGAACCUGUAAUGUGUUGAAUAUUUGUUUUUAAUUUGUGCCUUCAGUUGCUGUUAUUUUUACUGUUUGUAUUUUUGUUUGUAAUAUCUACAUGUUGAUGUUUUCUAAAACAAUAAAAAUAUGCUAUGUCUUUAUCAAUGAAGAAUUGAUAAAUAUGUUAAGGUUUACGCACAUAUAGGCACAGCAACAGAUAAUAAACAGUUGCAUUAGGAUA